UUCACAUCUACGUUAUAUUUUAUCUAUGGAUCAUCAAUUGAUACGAAUGUAUGUAACGAAGAAAGUUAAGAAUCAUAACCUAAGAAUGUAUUUUAAUUCGUAUUUGAAAAUAUAUGUUUGCUAAAUAUUCAUUGGAAAUAUUACAAUAAAGUACUUAUAUUUCAUAUUUGUAAUUUUUGAUAAAAAUUUAAUUGCAAAUGUUGUAUUGCAUAAAGAAUUGUGCAACUUGUAGUUACAACGUGUUGCGACAAAUAACCCGUGUAUUAGGUGUCUAUAAUUAUAGAAAUAUGUCGAUUCAAAUUGAAACUGUUAACCCAGAACCAAAUUUAAAUAAUCCAAACAACAAAAGAUUAAGAGUUGACGAAGAUGAAGACAGUGCUGUAAAGAUUCAAAAAGUAAAUGUGGUAAAGAUUAAAAGAAGGGCUUACGCAUUAAUGAUGGGUUAUCUUGGUAGAGAUUAUUAUGGAAUGCAAAUAAAUCCUGGAAUGAAAACUAUCGAGGAUGAUUUAUUAAAUGCAUUGCUAAAGAAUAACUUGGUAACUACGGAAAAUAUUGAAAAUUUAAGAUCCUUUAAUUUUCAAAGAGCUGCAAGAACAGACAAAGGAGUAUCGGCCGCUAGACAAGUCGUUUCUCUGAAGCUACCUGAAACUGUAUCUAAAGAUAGUAUAAAUGAUUGCUUACCAAAUGAAAUUAAAGUAUUUGGUAUCAAACGCGUUACAAAAGGUUUCAAUAGUAAAAGUAACUGCAGUGGUAGAACAUAUAGAUAUAUCAUUCCUUCAUUUGCAUUUGUUGAAGAGGAUAAGGCCUCAUUACCUUCUCGAGAAGAAUGCGAUGUAGAAAAACGGAUGAAAGAAUUAUCGGUGAUCGAAGGAAAACCAUAUAUUGACUUUCGAUUAAAACCAGAAACUUUGGAAAAAAUAAAUUCAUUUAUGAAACUUUUUCAAGGAACUCAUAAUUUUCAUAAUUUUACAUCAAAAGUAAAGCCAUUAGAUCCACGGGCAAAACGUUAUAUAAUUAAAUUUCAAUGUGUAGAUACAUUUAUCUCAGAAAAUAUAGAAUUUGUAAUAAUAGAAAUUAAAGGUCAAAGUUUCAUGUUGCAUCAAAUCAGAAAAAUGAUUUCUAUGGUUAUCGCAUUUUUAAGAAACAUGGCGACAGAAGAUUCUUUGAAACAGGCAUUUAAAGAUGAAAAGAUGGAUAUACCAUUAGCUCCCAGUUUAGGUUUAUCCUUAAAUUAUGUACAUUACGAUUAUUAUAAUACAAGGUAUGGUUCAGAUGGCAUACAUGAACCUUUAGAUUGGAAAGAAUGUGAGGAAGAAGUAGAAAAAUUUCAAUCGGAAUACAUAGUGAAACACAUUGUAAAUACAGAAGUAACAAACCAGACAACGUUGAACUGGCUUGCCAGUCUUCCCUUGCAUUCAUUUUCAGUCAGAGAAGAAUCAAUUGCAUAUUAAUAUCUAUAAUUCUCUUUCCAUUAUAUAGAUAUAUUUUUUAUGCGUCAUCAACUAAUUAUAAAUAUUAAUUACAUUUAUGAUUAUGUAUAAUCACAAUAACAAUCUGUAAAAAACAGGAAAAAAGAAAGAAAGGAAAAAAAAA
Messenger RNA from Vespa mandarinia (Asian giant hornet), 1593 nucleotides. RefSeq names its product Pseudouridine synthase 1 (gene Pus1). The record is from RefSeq and is a predicted model, not a curated record. Gene Ontology annotation, molecular function: pseudouridine synthase activity; RNA binding. Gene Ontology annotation, cellular component: nucleus. Gene Ontology annotation, biological process: tRNA pseudouridine synthesis; mRNA pseudouridine synthesis. NCBI's taxonomy places the organism in Eukaryota, Metazoa, Arthropoda, Insecta, Hymenoptera, Vespidae.